Molecule: messenger RNA, 1122 nt
Organism: Chlamydomonas reinhardtii
Lineage: Eukaryota; Viridiplantae; Chlorophyta; Chlorophyceae; Chlamydomonadales; Chlamydomonadaceae
Exons: 6
Coding region: 195-713 (172 amino acids)
Biological process (GO): iron incorporation into metallo-sulfur cluster; intracellular iron ion homeostasis
Cellular component (GO): mitochondrion
Molecular function (GO): ferrous iron binding; 2 iron, 2 sulfur cluster binding; iron chaperone activity
Source: RefSeq, a predicted model, not a curated record
CUCUUCGCCUGAUUCAGCCGCGUGUGUUUGUACAUUGUGUUUAGGAGGGCGUCCGAACCCCGCGAGGACUCAUUGAGCGGGGGGCAGCGGGGACAUACACACCAGGCAAAGUUGGUAACGCCAUCAAAGCUUUGACUUUGUAGUAAUUGCAAUUUGCAGUCGUAAUGGCCUAUUUACUAUGCACUCAACGCAGCAUGGCACGGAGAGCGCUGGCGCAGGCGCUGCCGCUUGUGGCGCACUUAGCGAAUGGCAAUCUAUUACAUGUUGGCGAGCAAGCAAAUCACACAUUGCGGCAUGCGGCAGUAUGCGGGUUGGGAGCAUCGCAUCAACUGCAAGCCGCUAGAGGGUUCAGCGAAGACCUGCGUGUCGUCACUAGCUCUCUCACGGAGAACGACUACCAUCGCGUGGCGGAUGCAACCAUGGACAGCAUGGCAGAGAAGCUGGAGGCCUACGUGGAGGAGUGCGACGUGGACGGCGGCGAUGUGGAGUACUCGCAAGGCGUGCUGACCGUGAAGCUGGGGACGAAGGGGACCUUCGUGAUCAACAAGCAGACGCCCAACCGGCAGAUCUGGCUCUCAUCACCCGUCAGCGGCCCGUUCCGGUUCGACUACGAGGGCGGGCGCUGGCGUUACAGCCGCGACCACCACGACCUGCUGCUACAGCUGCAGGAGGAGAUCGGGGGGCUGGUGGGGCGGCCUCUGCAGCUGGAGUGAUGCAUGGGAGCGCUGAGCGUGGCGUGGGCGUGGCGUAGUGCAUGUGGGUGUGGAUAUUGUGGAUGCGGGUUUGGGCGGCGCGGUGCUGGAGUGAAGACGAGGAUGGAGGGGGACAGGGGAGAGUGGGGGUAGCUGUUGGCGGAGGCUGUUGAGAUGCAUGUGGCAACGGAAGCGAGCAACAUGGACACUGGGCAUGGGUCGGCCCGGAAUGGGGUGGCCUCGACCCGGUCCCCGUCUUCUUGUCAAACCAUCACCUCUCUCUUGUACCGGUACUCAAUGCAUGUCCAGCUGAGUUGGCGCAUCAGAGCGUGACAGACAUGUCAGCCCCAGAGUACAAGCCUACCGAGGGCAACUUUGCGCUUCCUGCUAGAUUGCGCACUGCUGGGAACAAAUGUAACAGCACGGGGCA